Messenger RNA from Acanthamoeba castellanii str. Neff, 384 nucleotides. RefSeq names its product actin related protein 2/3 complex, subunit 5like, putative. Bases 1 to 384 code for a protein of 127 amino acids. Gene Ontology annotation, molecular function: actin filament binding. Lineage: Eukaryota; Discosea; Longamoebia; Acanthamoebidae. Gene Ontology annotation, cellular component: Arp2/3 protein complex; actin cytoskeleton; cytoplasm. The record is from RefSeq and is a predicted model, not a curated record. Gene Ontology annotation, biological process: Arp2/3 complex-mediated actin nucleation; regulation of actin filament polymerization. The transcript has 3 exons.
AUGGAAACCCCUGAGAAGCCCGAACGCAGUGACGCCGAGUUCCAGCAGUCGCUGGAUGCCAGGCAGAGGGAGGUGAACAACGCGCUCAACACGGGUAACCCUGGUCGCGCUCUCAGUGCCGCCCUCCAGGACCCUCCUCUUGGGUGCAAGAACCAGCAGAUCAGGGCUGUGGUGAACGUUCUCACUUCGGUCAAGGAUGCUGACAUGCAGAAGAACAUCGAUGCUCUCUCCCCCACCGAUCUGGACACCCUCAUGAAGUACAUCUACCGCGGUCUUGAGGACGGUGAGAACUCGACCUCGCUCCUGAAAUGGCACGAGGCUGUCACCAAGAAGGGUGGCCUCGGCUGCAUCGUCCGCGCCCUGGCUGAGAGGAAGGCCUUGUAA